AUGAAAAUGAAGAAGGAAGAGAGAAAGAAUUGAAGUCCGUACAGUGGAUGGUGCAGCAGAGAGAGAGUGUGGUAUGCAUGGACAGCAUAUUAGACAAAGAAAAGGUUAAGGAGUAGCAGAGAGGGAGAGAGGGGCAGUUCGGAUUGAGAAUUAGUGUGAAAGGCACGAGACGUGAAGGGAACAAUAAAUGAGAGGGGGAAAAGAGAAGGGGUGAUGAGGCUCAUGAUAACCCUCAUGAUCGUCACGUCGUUUUUCAUUCGCUACUCCCAAAAAUCUCCCAGAAUUCCACGCUUCCUCACUGACUCCCUUCUUUGCUUUUCUUUUUUGCCUUUGUCCUCUCUCCCACUUUCUCUCUCUAAAUACCCUAGUCAACCUCAUGUCUCCCUCACUUUGUCCCAUAUUAAACCAACAACACUACCCUUUCUCUUUCUCUUUCUCUCAUUCUCUCUCCCCCAUAUGCUAGCUAGAGAUAGAGAGAGAGUGAUCAAUCCCCAUCUCUGAAUCCUCUCAGACACAAAAUACUUCACUCACUACUCUACUUUCAGCUUCAACUUCAACUAACUAUACUCACUUUCAACAAUGGCCAAACCCUUCCUUCACCUCUUUCUUCCCAUCAACCCAUGCCAUAUAUAAGCCUUCUCUACUUUUCAUUUAAGCCACCUACCUCUUACCAUUUUCUGGGCCACCUUCACAUCACUCACUGCCUUCCAUCCUCCACACCCCUUUUUAGAUUCUCAACUUUAACUCCACCCCCCCCACUCCUCCAUUUCAAUUUCCAUCACCCCACAACACAACCCCCCCUAACUAUUAUUGCACUUCAUUGAUUUUACAUCCCAUAUAUAGGUACACUACCUUCCUUCACCUAUUUAUAACCCCUUCCACAAACCCUAACUUUUCGUUUUUAUUAACUCAACACCAAUGUGGAUGGUUGGUUACAACGAAGCUGCCGACUUCACCAUGCCUGAUUAUGCACUCAAUGGAAGAAAACUCAGGCCUCUCAUGCCAAGGCCUGUCUCUUCUCCUAACAACACUCCAAACGCUAACUCUCCAUGCUUGACCCGCAUUCAUCAUGGCAAUGAUUUCUUCUCACAAUAUCACAAUCUCGCAUCAGUCGCAGAUCAGGGCAAGAGAGAGUUCAACCCUCCACCUGUAGUGGUGAGUUCGAGGUGGAAUCCGACCCCGGAGCAGCUGAGGGCAUUGGAGGAAUUGUACAGAAGAGGGACAAGAACACCGUCGGCGGAGCAAAUCCAACAAAUCACGGCACAGCUUCGAAGGUUUGGAAAAAUUGAGGGGAAGAAUGUUUUCUAUUGGUUUCAGAAUCACAAAGCGAGGGAAAGACAGAAACGCCGCCGUCAAAUGGAGUCAGCGGCCGAGGGUCAUCACACCCGUGACUUUGAUGGUACUCUUGAGAAGAAAGACUUAGGCGCAAGUAGGACAGUGUUUGAAGUUGAACAGACCAAGAACUGGGCACCCUCUACAAACUGCAGUACGCUUGCAAAGGAAUCUGUUUCAAUACAAAGAGCAGCAAAAGCAGCGGUUGCAGAUUGUAGAACAGAUGGAUGGCUCCAAUUCGAUGAAGGAGAGUUACAACACACAAGAAACUUAAUGGAGAGGAAUGCCACGUGGCAUAUGAUGCAGUUAUCUUGUCCUUCCCCUACCACAGUUUCACCCCACUUCAUAAACGCACCUCCCACCAUAUCUACUGCUAGCAUGGCCACCACACCCUCGAUAACAGCAAGAGUAAUGGACCCAAAGCUCAUUAAGACUCAUGAUCUCAGCUUCUUCAUUUCACCUAACAGAGAAAACGGUGUUAUCCACUUAAGCAGUAUCAACACCUACACCACCCCAGAUGAUAAUUCCGUGGAGUCUCAAACCCUUCAACUUUUCCCGGUGAGGAAUGUGGAUGAAAGCAGUGAUAACAUCAACCACCAAAAAGAGACAGAGGUAUCGGUCUCAGCAAUGAAUGCCCCAAGCCAGUUUUUUGAGUUCCUUCCAUUGAAGAACUGAACUGAUAUUUGCCUUGUAUGUAAAAUCAUGGGACUGCGUUUAAACAUUGUAUUUUGUUAGAAAAUAGUACUACUUUUAUUGUCAUGGAUGUUAUGUAUCAAGGAAUUGGUGCUGUAAUAGGACGGUAGUUUGAACGAGGUAUUUUGCCUUAAAAUGCAUUUGGACUAUGUUGAUUGAAUCAAAAAAGUAGUUAAGUCCAAGGGUUUAUUGUUUAGGGACCUUAUUUGAGUAACUUGAUAUGUAUGUACACACGUUGCUUCUCGUAUCUGAUAUGUGUGGCGAGUGAAACAGGAAAGAUGGUGGGGAAGGGAAGUAAAUAAAGAAUGUAUAAGGAAUUUGAUGUGAAGGUUUGAUUGAAGGCAUAGUAUCUGAAAUGGGAAUGAGAUGUGACAGACUAGGAUGUUGAAGUAACUAUGAGCAUGGGUUGGAGAAUUACUUUUGUUCUUUUGUUGCAUACUUAAAACAAUGCUGUACAUUACCAUCAAUGUUCUGACCGGAUGAACUCUGUAGUCCAAUUUAUUACAAUAAAGAAAUCACAUCAAUGCACCGAUAGGAAACACAGC
Molecule: messenger RNA, 2570 nt
Organism: Vigna radiata var. radiata (mung bean)
Lineage: Eukaryota; Viridiplantae; Streptophyta; Magnoliopsida; Fabales; Fabaceae
Product: WUSCHEL-related homeobox 1-like
Exons: 4
Coding region: 919-2007 (362 amino acids)
Biological process (GO): plant organ development
Molecular function (GO): DNA-binding transcription factor activity; DNA binding
Source: RefSeq, a predicted model, not a curated record